This is a messenger RNA of Vollenhovia emeryi, 1514 nucleotides long. RefSeq names its product RNA-binding protein NOB1. The record is from RefSeq and is a predicted model, not a curated record. Gene Ontology annotation, cellular component: preribosome, small subunit precursor. The transcript is spliced from 5 exons. Gene Ontology annotation, biological process: ribosomal small subunit biogenesis; maturation of SSU-rRNA. The coding region runs from base 88 to 1491 and encodes 467 amino acids. Lineage: Eukaryota; Metazoa; Arthropoda; Insecta; Hymenoptera; Formicidae. Gene Ontology annotation, molecular function: RNA endonuclease activity.
UCAACUGAUGUCAGGUUAGGUCGCCCACGCGCUUCCACGCUCCACGGUGCGUUCUUUGCUUCUCAGACGUAAUCCACGUGCGAUAUCAUGGAGAAUAAGCGUAAAGUGGAAUAUCUUAUUGUCGAUACGAGCGCUUUCAUAAAGAACGCCGCCCUGCAGGACAUCGGAGUCAAUAUCUUGACCGAGCAGGCUGUCGUCGACGAGAUCACGAACAAGAGGCAGCUGAGAAGACUGGUCGUGCUGCCGUACGACUUGAAGGUCCAGGACGUUUUUCCAGAAAACGUUAAGUUUGUGACGGAAUUUUCAAAGAAAAGCGGCGACUACACCAGCCUGUCUGCCACCGACCUCAAGGUGAUCGCGCUCACGUAUCAGUUGGAAAAGGAGAAAGUCGGGACGGCGCAUCUGAGGGACAGUCCGACGAUAAGGACCGUUAAACCUGCGGAGGAUAAACCGGCCGGCGAUGAUUCUAAACUGCCAGCUGGUUUCUACAUACCGAAGAAACGGGAGAGAGAGAAAUCGGUGGAUAACGAAAGUGUGGACGUUAACGAAAAGGAUGUCGCGCACAUAGAAAUUGUGGACAAUUCGGCGACGAGUAAUACAGAGACAAGUGACGCGGAGAAACAAUGCAUUUCUCAUAUGUCUGCAUCUUUGGACGAGUCGCAGGAAUCGGAUUAUGAAACGGCUGGGUCGGACGACGAGGACGAUAAAACGACUGAUUUAGCUGACAAAUUUUCCGAACUAAAGUGCAAUCCAGCUGAUUUUAAAGUCGAGGGCGACUGCGAGGGCAAGUGUGCCGUAGACGACAUUCUCGCUCCAGUCGACGCAACGUCCAAAAGUGACGAAUCAUUUGAGAACGAGGACGACGAUGACGACGAUAGUGGUUGGAUCACACCGGCAAAUGUUUCCAAGGUAAAGAAUCAAAUGGGCUCGGAAAUUUUCGAAGAAAAAGCCGCGACCGUCGCGUGCUUGACGACGGACUUCGCGAUGCAAAAUGUACUCAUGCAAAUGGGACUGAAUGUAGUCGCGUUGGACGGCCGAGUGAUCAAACAGAUGCGAACGUUCAUAUUCAGGUGUUACGCCUGUUUCAAGACCACCAGCGUCAUGACGAAGAUCUUCUGUCCGCACUGUGGUAACAGAACACUUAAGAAGGUGGAGGUCACGUUAGACGACAACGGGAAACAACAGAUUCACAUCAACUUCCGGAGACCCCUCUCAGCCAAAGGAAAGAAGUUCUCGCUACCGACGCCGAAGGGUGGAAAGCACGCCAACAAUCCCAUUUUGUGCGACGAUCAACCGAUGCCGCAGCAACGUCCGUCACGUUUGGCGCGUAUGAAAAAUAAUCCGCUCCACGACGAUUACACGGCCGGAUACUCUCCCUUCAUCACGCGCGACGUAAACUCGAGGUCGGUUAUACUGGGCAUAAAACCGGACGGUGCCGUCAAGUAUUGGAUGAAGAGAAACCCCAAUGAAUCCAAAAAGAAACGAAAAUAAAAACUAUUCUUUUUUUUGUUAAA